This is a messenger RNA of Talaromyces atroroseus, 1368 nucleotides long. RefSeq lists its product as hypothetical. Gene Ontology annotation, cellular component: extracellular region; cell surface; fungal-type cell wall. Gene Ontology annotation, biological process: carbohydrate metabolic process; cell wall organization. The transcript has 3 exons. Gene Ontology annotation, molecular function: glucan endo-1,3-beta-D-glucosidase activity; 1,3-beta-glucanosyltransferase activity. The coding region runs from base 1 to 1368 and encodes 455 amino acids. Lineage: Eukaryota; Fungi; Ascomycota; Eurotiomycetes; Eurotiales; Trichocomaceae. The record is from RefSeq and is a predicted model, not a curated record.
AUGAAGGCCGUCACCAACGCAGUCGCCCUGGCCAUGGCCGUUUCGCCCGCCGCUGCCGCCUACAAGGGUUUCAACUACGGAGCAACAAAUGACGAUGGCUCAGCGAGACAACAAUCUGAUUUCGAAGCUCAAUUCGAGACCGCCAAGGGCCUUGUUGGAGCCGAGGACUUCACUAGUGCCCGUUUGUAUACUAUGGUGCAAGGUGACACUACAAACACCCCCAUUUCCGCCAUUCCCGCUGCUAUCGCCCAGAACGUUACUCUGCUCCUCGGUUUGUGGGCCUCUGGUGACACCUUUGACAACGAAGUUGCCGCUUUGCAGUCCGCCAUCUCGACUUACGGAGAUGAGCUCGGUAGCUUGGUUGUCGGUAUCUCCGUUGGAAGUGAGGAUCUUUACCGUAACUCCGUCGCCGGAAUCGAGGCCGAUGCUGGUAUCGGAAAGAACCCCAGCACUAUUGUUGACGAUAUCAAGACCGUCCGAUCCACCAUUUCUGGCACUGCCUUGGAUGGUGUCCCAGUUGGUCACGUUGAUACUUGGACUGCUUGGGCCAACUCUUCCAACUCUGCCGUCAUCGAUGUCGUCGAUUGGCUCGGUCUCGACGCCUAUCCUUUCUUCCAAAACACCGACUCCAACUCCAUCUCCAAUGGCAAAUCUCUCUUCCAAGCUGGCAUGGACCAAGUCAACGCCGUUGCCGGUGGCAAGCCUCUCUGGGUCACCGAGACUGGUUGGCCAGUGACCGGAACCCAGCAAGGCCUUGCCAUUGCUUCCGCCGAUAAUGCGAAGACUUACUGGGAUGAUGUUGGCUGCGGGCUUCUUUUCGAUAAUGUCAACACCUACUGGUACAUCCUCCAGGAUUACGGUGCCAGCCCUAGCUUCGGCGUCGUUGGCAGCGAACUCACUACCACACCUCUCUACAACUUGACCUGCCCUGCUGUUUCCACUUCGACUUCCAGCUCCGUUUCCAGCACGGCUACCGCUACUUCUUCCGUGGGCAGCAGCACCGGUACUGUCUCUCCAAGUAAUCCCCCCUCCUCCUCUCUCCCCUCCGCUUCUUCCCUUUCUUCCCAGAGCUCUGGGUCUGACAAGACUCCAGGCUCUGCCACUUCUGCUAGCCCAUCUUCUGUUACCCUCUCCGCCUCUAGCUCUGUCACUCCAGGCUCUGCUACAGUAACCUCCACUCCUACCCCUGGUGUCAUCCCAAGCAACUCCACCGUGUACACACCUUCUGGCGCCACCACUCCUGGCUCGACCGGUACCAAGGCCACAAGCAGCCCUACCGUUUCUCCUUACACCGGUGGUGCCAGCAGCGUUUCUGCAUCCGUCACCGGCAUCGUUGCUGCUAUCUUUGCUCUUGUUGUUGCCUUCUAA